AUAAUGAAUUGAACCAAAGCUUGUAGCUAUCUCUGAAAGUUAUACUGUAGGUAAAGAACACCUGAAGAAUACCCUUCAGACUAUGGUGGAUUUUUUUCAUCUGGCAGUUAUUUGUUUCCUAAGUGUUACCUUUAAUUUCCCAGAAUGAGGGGAGUAGAAAAGGCUUGCCUGGUAGGCGACAAAGCAACGAAGAUGUAUUCCCUAACUAAAAACAGUGGAGAACUGGGUAAUUUUAGUAAAGAGAAACUCCAGGAAGAAGAGAAUCCCCAUUUAAGUAACAUUUACCAUUGUCAUAACAAUAACACCAAAGCCUAUGAGGCCAGACAGACGGAACAGAAACUCGCCAAGAAAAAACUCUACAUAGCGGCAGCAAUCUGUCUCACCUUUAUAGGUGCAGAGAUUACAGGGGGUUAUAUCGCUGGCAGUCUCGCCGUGGUAACAGAUGCGGCCCAUCUUUUAGUGGAUUUGUCUAGUUUUCUCAUCAGUCUCUGCUCUCUGUGGUUGUCGUCUAAGCCUGCGACAAGGAAGCUCACUUUUGGGUGGUAUAGAGCAGAAAUUGUUGGUGCCUUAAUCUCUAUGUUCACUAUCUGGUUGGUCACCGGAGUAUUAUUAUAUCUGGCGUGUGAGAGAAUAAUGCAUCCCGAUUACAAGAUUGAUGGAACAGUUAUGCUACUGACCUCAGUCUGUGCGUUAGUGGCUAAUUUAAUCCUAGCCCUGAUUUUACACCACAGCGGACAUGGUCACAGCCACAUGGGAAGUCAACAUGAACAUACGGGGUCUGACUACAAGCCUCAGACUAACGCAAGUAUACGGGCAGCGUUCAUACACGUCAUCGGGGACCUGUUUCAGAGUAUCAGCGUGCUAAUCAGUGCUCUUAUAAUAUACUUCAAGCCACAAUACAAGAUAGCCGAUUCCAUCUGCACCUUCAUAUUUUCUGCUUUCGUUCUGGCGACCACCAUCACAGUCCUACGGGAUGUUUUGGUCAUCUUAAUGGAAGGUACUCCACGGGGCUUUAAUUAUGGUGCGUUGAAACAGAGCAUUCUGGCGGUGGAAGGGGUUAAAUCAGUUCACAGCCUGCAUCUUUGGGCUUUAACAAUGAACCAAGUAAUUCUUUCAGUCCAUGUUGCCACAGAAAAAUCAAAUGAUUUCAGUAGAAUAUUGAAGGAAGUUACACAAAGUGCCUUCGACUAUUUUCCAUUUCACUCGGUCACCAUUCAAGUAGAACCGGUGGAGGAACAGAUCCACGACUGCAUGUUCUGCUACGAGCCAGAUGAAUGAAUCAAUGCCUUUCUAUCCAACCUCCAACAUCAAAUGAGAAAUCAUAUACAAAAUAUACAAUUUUCCAGAUCAGGGGAACUUUUGUGCAAAUGAAACCCGGUCAUUCUGAUAUAAUGUAUCUCACAAUGUCACUUGCCAGUUUUGUGAAGGAUGUUGGCCUUGAGAGAAGCUUUGACCAUAAGUGGAAUUUGCGCAGAGAACUACCUGCUGUUUAGCUUUGACAUUCUUUGAAAGGAAACCUACACUAAUGGGUAGCUAGGCGUCCAUGUUUGUGGUUGGCAUGAAGGCACCUUUAUCUUAGAUAUCAAGUUUUCAGUAACUUCUUUCUUUUCCAUUUACAAAGAUGGUUGGAAGGCUUCAACACAAUCACCAAAGGACAUUUUCACUGGAAUGAAACAUCCUGCAGUCUGAGGUCUUUGGAAUGGGACCUGUGAAGCGGGGCUGUUGUUUGUGCUACAAAGCUAUAUAUAAUGCUAUAGAAUCGCCACAUUCCUGUAUGUAUUUUCCUUUCUUCUAAAUCCACAUCACGUUUCAUAUCAUUCUAUGUUAC
Molecule: messenger RNA, 1828 nt
Organism: Spea bombifrons (plains spadefoot toad)
Lineage: Eukaryota; Metazoa; Chordata; Amphibia; Anura; Pelobatidae
Gene: SLC30A8
Product: solute carrier family 30 member 8
Exons: 8
Coding region: 145-1278 (377 amino acids)
Biological process (GO): response to zinc ion; insulin secretion; response to glucose
Cellular component (GO): plasma membrane
Molecular function (GO): zinc ion transmembrane transporter activity
Source: RefSeq, a predicted model, not a curated record